This is a messenger RNA of Megachile rotundata (alfalfa leafcutting bee), 4651 nucleotides long. RefSeq lists its product as uncharacterized. NCBI's taxonomy places the organism in Eukaryota, Metazoa, Arthropoda, Insecta, Hymenoptera, Megachilidae. The record is from RefSeq and is a predicted model, not a curated record. Gene Ontology annotation, cellular component: Sin3-type complex. Gene Ontology annotation, biological process: negative regulation of cell migration.
AUAUACAUAAACGUGCCCAAAUAAGUAAAUAUAGUUCAUUACAUGUAAAACGUAAAAAAAUGAAUAAAAAAUACUCAUAUUUUGAGUUAUUUUAUCCUUUAUCGUAUUAGGAGCGCAUUGCACUUUGUUGUGGUUUCACGCUCCCUAUUUUUAGACUUAUGUUUUGUCGACACGCCGUAGCUUUUUAUUCCUCCGUCUACUUCUUCCAGAUUGAUAUUAAUCUCGCCUUUUUUAUAACAUAAAACUUAUCAUUUAAUUAAGGUAUUCAAUUAUUGAUAAAUUUUUAAGUUGCAGAGUCGGUAUAAACGAUCGAUUGCUAUUAAAUCGAUCAUACUUUUAUUGUUAGAAAGUUUGUUUACAUAUGAUGCGUGCAAUGAUCCAUAAAUCAUUAGCAUUAGUGUUUAUUCACAUAUAUUGAAUUACGUACAUCGUAAUAUCGUAAAUAUGUUUACACUUCAAUAAUUGUUUAAUUUAUUGGUAACGAUAAAUGCAGUACAAAAGAAAUUGUAUAUAACUUUCUGGAAAGAUAUCCUUUCAUAUCGAAUGCAUUGUGGAUCUUUCGAUUUGUAACACUGAUAAGUUGGUACCGAUAUUAAGCAACCGUGUAGCAUAAGUGACAGGUGAUAUUUGGUGAUUCUAUGUAGAAAGAAGUACUUGUAAAGUGUCGAUUUCCUUUAGCACGUUGUUUUUCUUUACAGUUUUAUCAUGUAAUAUAAAGUGGGGAUUCGUGAGAUUAUGGACGCCCCCUAGUAGCGUGCGUGCGUCACAGCGCGUAGCGUCUUGCACGUAUACACUGUCAAGCCGAAAUCGCGGUGUUAGUUACAGAACUGGCAACGAAUCGAUGUAAACAAGUAAUAAUAAAGAUGGUGACGAUCAGUGAUUUUCUCGUCAUGACAGAUUAUCGCGAUUGAAACUUUUUACAUGAUUUUUACGAUACACGUACGGACAGAACGGAGCUAAUUUUGACUACUGUCACGAUCAACGAAACAUGCUGUUUUCAGUGAAGGUGCUUACUUACUAUUGUAAACAUAAACAAAUAAUAAAUUCUGAUAAAAAAUAUUGGAAUCAAUUUGGUUGGAAUAAACUUUUAUUGGUUUUUUGUGAAUUUGUUAACGUGUGAUAUACUUUCUUUAUAAGCAGUCUCAAAAUAACGUGCAAAAUGUUUAGUUUUCAUAAGCCAAAGGUGUAUCGAUCUAGCACUGGAUGCUGCAUCUGUAAAGCAAAAUCCAGCAGUUCGAGAUUUACAGAUAGUAAAAAAUAUGAGGAUGAUUUUAUUGAAUGCUUCCAACUUGAAGAAAGGAGAACAGGAGAAAUUUGUAAUGCAUGUGUACUCCUUGUCAAAAGGUGGAAAAAAUUACCAGCAGGAAGUAAUCGCAAUUGGAGACAUGUUGUUGAUGCACGUGCAGGACCUGGUAUCAAGUCAUUGACAAAAUUUAAAUCAAAAAACAAAAAGAAAAUAAAAGAUUUACCAGAAAAAUUUGAGAAGAUUAUGAAAAAGAAACACAUGUAUUUGAAAACUGAUAGAGACAGAGAACAAAGUCCAGCAAUGAGUGAUGAUUUGACAGAGGACUAUUUGAAUGGAGAUGGCAGUAAAGGUUCAAGUCGAGCUGGUAGUCCUGUAGGUAGUGAUGAUAUUCCAGUAACUGAAAAACAGUUAGAUAUGCAGGAUGAAUCAGAAUCAAAGGAUGACUUAACUGUUAAUGGUUUUAUUGAUUUAACAUAUUUUAAGAGGGAGAUAAUUUGUUGUGGAACAAUAUUUAAAGGCCCAUAUGGGGAAGUUAUAGUGGAUCCUUCAUUAAUAAAGCCUUGUAUUGGUUGUAUAGCGCGGCAACAACGCCAACAACAGACAAGUGCAUUAAGUUGCAGUCCUGCACAUAGUUCUGCAUCAGCCAGUCCUGUUCACAGUUCUGCAUCUGCUAGUCCUGCCCAUAGUGUAGAGUCUGGUACAGAGACAACAGUCUCUAAACAAACAAGUAAGACGUUUAGUGAUUCAUCUUCAGAUUCUGGCUAUGAUGAAUCUUCGAACCAAGGAGUUGGCGAGAGUAAGAUUACCAAAAUCAUUCAGAAUACAAGUGCUAUUGUAAAACCAGCAGUUAAGAUACAACCACUAAAAAGUGUUCAAUUAAAAGCUAUACCAGUAUCGGAAGCUGUCAGGUUAAAAGCAGACGUGCCAAUUAAAUUGGUACCUAUAAAACAAAUUGAUCAACUGACUUGUAAGCCAUUGUCCUUAGUUUCUUCUGCUAAUGUUACUUUAGGCAGUAGUACUUCACACUCCAUUGUUACCGUCCCAAGUAAUCCACUCGUCGAUUUUGCCAUGCACGCUGCCUCCUCCAGGCAAUCAGUCUCUAAUUAAUGUCAGUCUCUCAUAGAAUUUUAAUUUAUUUUUUUCUUACGUAGUUAGAUGUAUAAUGCGAUGCAAAAUUGUGUGUUACGUAUGCUACUAUUACUGUUCCAGACAACAAAGGCUUUGGAUAAGAGUGUUUAAGUUUUAUCAUAUCGAGUACAGAGAGUUUAUAAUGUUAUGAAUGGUAAAAAUGAAAUCUUGUAAUUAGAAGAGUAACUGUUAUAAGGUGUAAGUAGAGAGAUAGUGCUCUUGGGAAAGAUUAAAAAAGAUUCAUGUCUUCAAUCGUUGAUUGUUGAAAGAAAUAUAUAUAAUUGUAUAUGAUAUAUUGUCUUUAUAGACGUGAAUCUUUGAAGCGUAUUCCAUGUCUGUUAGGUAAUUUUAAAAAAAGAUAAAUGAUAAAGAGCACAAUGUUUCUACUGAGUAACCGUUUGUAGCAUAUAUAGGAUACUUAUAAACUGCCGUGAACAUCAUAAUUAUUAACUCUUCAUAAAUAAUUCCAACAUAUGGAGAGUUUUUAAUUAUCUUUUAAGUAUAAUAAUUAGCUGUGUACAUCAAACUACUGUGAUGACAUUGUAAUGUAACAUGAGAUAUAAGAUACUAUUCAGUGAAUGGCAGUUUAUAGUACUUUCGUCCUAAACAUUAGUUAAUGUACUUUAUGAUAUAAAAAAAUUUUCUUAUCCACAGCUUUUAGUUUUCUGGACUAUUUACUAUUGCAAUUGUAUAUGUGAAUAUUUGUACAGAAGUUCCAAGAUGCCAAUCACUUUUUUCAAACAUUUGGGUCCAAAAAUUAAAAGAAAAAUUCAGUUAGGGUCAUGAUAGCUACAUUGUACCAGAUGCAUUUGAUAUGAUCUAUGCAAAGGUCCAUGACGUUAAAAAUUAAGUAAUUCAACUUAAGAGACGAAUGUGUUCAGGUACUGUAAAUCCUGACCCCAUUAAUAGCAAUAAUACGAAAAGUAACUUUAUGAUAAAAUAAAUGAAGUCUGUUGAAUAGCAUCAUAUCAGUAUGAUGAUAUAUUUAGACAGUAUUAUUAGAGAGAGAAAUUGAAUGAGAAUGUGGCAAUCAGAUUGGCAAACUGGACCAGCAAACUUUGUUAUAAUAUUUCAGGGUGACUGCAGCAUUAAUGUAAAAACAAAUCGAUUAAUAGCGGAUUAAUUGACAUAUGAAAUAAGUGUAAUGCUAAAUAAGUGAAAACUGUUAGUUCCUAGUUUUCAGAGAUGGGCACAUGACAGAACAAAAAGCACACAAAAGUACCUGUUAAAAGCAGAUUACUGUGAUGAUUGGAUCAUUCACUUCAUUUUUUUUUUUUUUUUUCCCCUAUUUUUUCGGUCCAUACCUAAUUCAGAACGCACAAAACAUUAUCCAAAUUUAAAUAUAUUACAUAUAUACAUAUAUUUUUUGCAACAAGCCCAGGAGUGACCGCAACUUUUUUAAGACCACAUUUUAUGAGAUGCAUUUCAAGUAAUCAUUUUAGAAAAUAAUAUCAUUUCUGCAUGUACCAGUCAAAUAAUUUUAAUGAUAAAGCCAAAGAGGUAUGAAAGAUAUGCAUUUAUUUUAUAUUAGGGCGAAACAAUUUGAUCAAUGAUACAAACUUUUUAUGAAAAUAUAAUGUUUAACUAAAUUAUAAAAUUGAAAUUAGAGAUGAUGAAUGUGCAAUACAUUAUAUUCAAUUUUAUAUAAUAUUGUGCAUGAUAGAAAGUUUUUAAUCGAAUUUAAUAUAAAUAAUAAACUGAAUUUUAAGACUACUUUACUUCUGGGAUAUUGGCAAUUCAUGUAGUAAAUUUUUUCUUUGCACAUGUAUUUGAUUGAAAUUUUGAAAUGCCACAUUCGCUGCCCAUCUGGCUUAAGCUCAUUGACAAUCGUUAAGUAACAAGGAAACUAUAACAGUUUUUCAUAUGGAAUCAAACAUCGAAAUAACAAUUUGUCUAAGGACAAUGUUAACCACCUUGUCCUUCGACAAAUUGCAGUUGUAUAUUUCUUUGGACUAGGAGACUUCAUGAUCUCUUUACUGUGAAUAUUAAUAACUACGUUUUUGUUGUAACUCACACGUUAUGAUUUAUAUAAUAAUUAAUAUAUGUCAAGGAUAAAGGUUGGAUCAUAGGGUCAUAUAUUUAGCACUUAUCAUGUAAGAUUGAUUUUUUUUUAAAUGUCGAGAAUUUUUCAGACUUGAAAGGCUCAAAUUACAAUUAAGAUUUUCUAGAGUAUACUCGUUCAGCGCAUAGCUAAUAUAAUUUUUUAAACGACCUUUAUAACUUUCUAUGAUCCUUCCUCAGAUAAAAAAAGAAUAUAAGAAAUAUUUGUUUAACUUA